This is a messenger RNA of Saccharomyces paradoxus, 723 nucleotides long. RefSeq names its product ESCRT-III subunit protein SNF7 (gene SNF7). Gene Ontology annotation, cellular component: multivesicular body; cytoplasmic side of plasma membrane; ESCRT III complex. Gene Ontology annotation, biological process: vesicle budding from membrane; late endosome to vacuole transport via multivesicular body sorting pathway. The record is from RefSeq and is a predicted model, not a curated record. Lineage: Eukaryota; Fungi; Ascomycota; Saccharomycetes; Saccharomycetales; Saccharomycetaceae. The transcript has a single exon. The coding region runs from base 1 to 723 and encodes 240 amino acids.
AUGUGGUCGUCUCUUUUUGGUUGGGCAUCAAAUAAUGCCAGGAAUACAGAGUCGCCAACGAAGGCCAUAGUGCGGUUGAGGGAGCAUAUCAACCUUCUAUCCAAAAAGCAAUCGCAUCUGCGUACUCAAAUCACAAAUCAAGAGAAUGAAGCUAGAAUCUUUUUGACGAAGGGCAAUAAAGUAAUGGCCAAGAACGCGCUUAAAAAGAAGAAGAUAUACGAACAGAAUUUAAGUAAGGUGGAAGGCACAAUGGAAUCUAUGGAACAGCAGCUAUUCUCUAUAGAAAGCGCAAACUUGAAUCUGGAGACAAUGAGGGCUAUGCAGGAAGGUGCCAAGGCAAUGAAAUCCAUUCACAAUGGUCUUGACAUAGAUAAAGUGGAUGAAACUAUGGACGAGAUAAGGGAGCAAGUAGAAUUAGGAGACGAAAUAAGCGAUGCUAUAUCUAGACCGUUAAAUACUGGGGCAAACGAGGUUGAUGAAGAUGAAUUGGACGAGGAAUUGGACAUGCUGGCUCAAGAAAAUGCUAACCAAGAAAUGUCCAAGAUCGUUAAUAAUAAUGUCAACGCGGCACCUAUUUCAGACAAUAAAGUCUCUCUACCUAGUGUUCCAAGUAAUAAGAUUAAACAAAGUGAGACUUCCAUGAAGGACGGAGGAGAGGAGGAGGAAGAAGAAGAUGAAGACGAAAAGGCAUUAAGGGAACUACAAGCGGAAAUGGGGCUUUGA